This is a messenger RNA of Guillardia theta CCMP2712, 1401 nucleotides long. RefSeq lists its product as hypothetical. The transcript is spliced from 3 exons. Bases 1 to 1401 code for a protein of 466 amino acids. Lineage: Eukaryota; Cryptophyceae; Pyrenomonadales; Geminigeraceae. The record is from RefSeq and is a predicted model, not a curated record.
AUGCCGCCACACAGGAAACGAAGCAGGACGGGUAGCCAUCAGGACAGCCUCGCAGGCGCUCUGCCCGGGGAUCAAGCGAGCGAUGCCAUCAUCAUCUCCGACGGUGAGGACGAGGAGCUCGGCAAGGAAGAGCUCAAGCUAGAGAUACUUCAACUCGAGCAGAGGCUUGAAGACCAAACGAAGCGGACAAAGCAAUACGAGAUCGAGGCGGUCAGGUAUCAGGAGCUGCUGCUCAAGUGUCGGCGCAGCGCCCAGUCCGCCCGCGACAAGCAAGCCGCUCAGUCGCAGCAACAAGCACGAGCGCUACACGACGGCCUUGGAGAGGUGCAGGACAUGGCCGGCGCGAUAGAAACGACCCAAAGCAAAGCCAAGGAGCAGAUUGACGAGCUGCGCAAGAGCCUCGAGGCUGAGAGGCAAGCCCAUGCUGCCGCCCAGCAAGCUCGCCAGCAAGCCAUCGACACCAUCACGGACCUCGAGGCCAGCAUACAGAAACUGCAGACGGAGCUAAGCAGUGAAAGAGAGACACGCAUGAAGCUGGAGUCGCUUCAAGCCAGCCUCGCACGAGAGCAGGCACCGCAGACCUCUGCCGUCCCUCCAGCACAGAGCGGAGCAUCCCCAAGCUCCAGAGCUGACCUCCCAGUCGCCAGGCCGUACACAAGGCCCGCCCGGGACCCGCGGCUGGCGAAGCGCCAGGCACCUGGGCCAGAGCCUGGAAGCUGCAUCUUCAGCGAGGCGUACGUGAGCCUCAAGGGCAUGCCAGGCAAGCACAUGGACCCUCGCUAUCAUGGUUGGCUGCCGUAUGAUGACGCCUUCGAGAUCAAAGACAGCUUGACUGUGCUCUGUGACGGGGUAGGAGAGGGAGGCUAUCGGUCAGGGAUCUUUGCGAGGAAGCUUGUGGAGAGCAUGGCAAGGCCUGUCGACAUGCUCGGCGAUCUCUUUGAAAAGCUUGAGUACUGCAUCCAGAGGAUGCCGAGAGGAGUCGCAAGUAUAAAAGGGGCGUGGAUCGUGCGCGAGGGCUCUAGGGGCUACUUCACGUCUGUCACCUUUGUCUCGAUCGAGUCGCUGCUGGACAGCUUCAGGCCUUGCCUGCUGCUGACGUUUGGCGGAGAGAAGGAGGAAAAGGAGGAGGUUUUGACCAGGGGAGUAAGAUGGAACUUCUCCUUCUGCUCUCUCCUGUCCGGCUACGGAGACUCGAUCGUUUGUGUGGGGUCACAAUCUGUGCAACAUGUCGUUGAGGAGGAGAAAGAGAUGCAGGAGCAGGAGCAGGAGCAGGAGCAGGAGCAGGAGCAGGAGCAGGACGAGCGUCCAGGCUUGCUGCUGUCCUUGUGCUUCAUUGGAGGGAUCGACGAGCAGCACCUUAAAUGCGCAGACGGCAUCUUUCUCAAGGGAGACGUCAAGUGA